Cynoglossus semilaevis (tongue sole) is the source of this 5390-nucleotide messenger RNA. RefSeq names its product insulin-like growth factor-binding protein 4. The transcript is spliced from 4 exons. The coding region runs from base 1100 to 1867 and encodes 255 amino acids. Gene Ontology annotation, molecular function: insulin-like growth factor I binding; insulin-like growth factor II binding. NCBI's taxonomy places the organism in Eukaryota, Metazoa, Chordata, Actinopteri, Pleuronectiformes, Cynoglossidae. Gene Ontology annotation, biological process: regulation of insulin-like growth factor receptor signaling pathway. Gene Ontology annotation, cellular component: extracellular region. The record is from RefSeq and is a predicted model, not a curated record.
GAGGGGGUGGAGGAGUGGGGGUUUGGACCCUAGACACACACCCAUGCACGCAAACAUGCACACACUUGCACAGACCCAGACUAGGACCCUGUUAAAGGAGCGGCUAAGAGGUUGUUAUGCUGUUCAAACAGUGUUUUAGCCCUGGAGGCAAAAACAUGUGCACUGGGCAUUCGGGGUUAAUUAAAGAGUAACAAGACCGGUGUGUUUGGGGGGGUUUUUUUGUUUGUUUUUUUCCAAUCUUGGUACGAACAAAGAUGUUGCAUUUAGGAAAAAUUACAACUGCCAAAUGGAUUUUUAUUUUAUUUUAAUGUUCAAAUUUUGAUAAGGAGAAAAUACUGCCUUGUUUCAGGAGAAAAAAAUUAAUCUGCACGUUAGAUUCAUUGAUUCCUUUGCUCAGUGAGGAAUGACAGAGGAAUAGUGAGAGAGAGAGUGUUUGAGUAGGAGAGAGACAGAGAGAAAAUAAAGACAGAGGGAGAAAGCUUCCCUCCGCUGUGCCUUUGAGCUUCUCUGUCUCUCUGUAGAAAGAGGCGUGUCCAUGGACCAGUAUAAAGUCCAAGGAGAGUCACUCGUGUUGAGCCAUUCUCAGGACUGAGUCCUUUGCACUACACACAAGGAAGAGAAGGAGGAACGUGCAGCUCUUACUUCAGACACUGCCUUCACAUGACCUGCUUUUACAUUUGAGCAAAUGCAGACCAGAUUUCUAUUUGUUGUUUGAUCAGAGAGCUGGCAAACUGGUCUUUGGAUCCGAAGACGGAGCAAGUUGUACCUGAGCACACCGGUGGAUAUCGUUCUGCAACUAGUCAUUUCCAACUGAACAAAUCCGAGUACAUUUGCCAGUGGACCAGAUCAAGAGCAAGCUCCAAUUUCUGCGCUGUGAAAUUGAAUCAGAGGUUUGAGACAGAGGCAACACAGCAGGCACAUUGUGCCCCUGCAAAUGAAAGACUAAGCAUUUGAAAAUAUCAAAGACCAUCCUGGACAAAGCGGUCUUCCAUUGUUGGUCUGGGAUCUACUCCUGAAAGCAGGGACACAGAGAGAGAACGUCUCCAGAGGAAAAGGACUGUGUGCAGGUGCUAGAGCUGCUGUGGUGCGAGGAGGUUGCAUGGCUGCAGCUCAAUCUUACAGGGGCUUGUGGGUGUUCAGCACCCUGUCCCUGGUGGCUCUGUGUUUGUCGGACCAGGCCAUUCGCUGCCCAGUUUGCUCCGAGGAGAGGCUGGCCAGGUGUCGUCUACCUGAAAGCUGUGAGGAGACCGUGCGGGAGCCUGGCUGUGGCUGUUGCCCCACCUGUGCCCUGCCAAAAGGUACACACUGUGGUGUCUACUCACCACGUUGUGGUACAGGCCUCCGUUGCUACCCGCCUCGGGGUGUGGAGAGACCACUGCACUCACUGAUGCAUGGCCAAGGGGUGUGCACUGACGAACGGGAGGUGGAAGAAAAUUCAGUCACAGAAAGACAAGAAGAGAUCAUCCCUGAACACCCGAACAACAGUAACAUCAGAUGCAGUCCACAAGACAAACGCUGCAUACAGAAAACCCUGGCUCGACACCCACCCAAAUCUGCAAAUCAGAGAAGCAACACCGCCAGAGAAGAAACCAAGGCAGUGCUGGCUCCGUGUCGUGCUGAGCUACAAAGGGCUUUGGACAGACUGGCAUCAAACACCCGCACACAUGAUGACCUCUUCACAAUUCCUAUACCCAACUGUGACAGGAAUGGAGAUUUUCACAUAAAACAGUGUCACCCGGCACGUGACGGUCAACGAGGGAAGUGCUGGUGUGUGGAUCAGAAGACCGGCAUGAGGCUGCCUGGUCCACUUGAGCAGCGAGGGGAACUCGACUGCUACCAGCUAAUGACAGCAACCCUAAAGGAUUGAGGAAGAAGCGGUGGGGAGGAAGGUGCAGAAAAAGCUGAAUUCUACUGGUGCUCAUUCGUGGAACUUCAUGAGGAAAGGCCUUAAAAGCCAUAACGCCACAAAGGCUUUGGCAAAGAAAAAAAGGAAACCAUUGAAUUGAGUCCUUUUGCUGUUCUGUGUUUCUGUCUGUGUGAAUGACUGUUAACACACACCAACAGUUUUAAGCACUUGGUGUGUGUUAAUUUCUAAUUUGUGAACUUAAGAUUGUUAGUCUUUAGACACAUAGGCUUCAUAGCGAACGCAUGGGAAGAAAGAAAAUCACUUUCCCACAUAAGAGAGGUGUUUUGAAUUUCUCUUGGAGCCAGAGACUGUAAAUACUCCUGGAAUAAAAACUACUUACACUGCCGGCUGUUUUUGGAGGUUACGUAGUUUGUGUAUUAGUCCAAGUAACAUGAGUCUGGUUCAUUCUCCAUUCAUAACAUUAAUUGGUUUUUCUGAUCAUCCAUCUCAAUAAUGGGUUUAAGAUCAUCUAUAGAAUAUAUAUAGAAUAUAUAAUUGAACUAAAAGCAAAAUGAGCACUGAAACCAUCAGUUGGUUGGAUUUAAUCAGAUUUCGCCUCAUUUUACACAGACUUGUAUACAAACCACUCAGCUCUCCAAACCAAUGGAGUCUGUACGUUUUCAACUGCUUCAUUUUUGCAGUGGCAUUUUGUAGCUUCAUCCAGCUCUACUUCAUAAAUAGUCAAACAAAUAAACUGUGGUAUGCCAUCUGAGCAAGUAGAAAGGUGUGUACACACUAAAAGGUUGUGAUGUGGUAGUCCUACAGCAUAUAUACCACUAAACCCUACCACCGACCAAGUAAGUCAAAACAAAUCAUACAAAAUAAUUUCUAGUACAAACCUGUUUUGUUUGUCACCGGACCAGCAAUAAGAGAAAGAGAACAAGACUUUGACAGAUCAAAUGAUAAACCAUGGCUUUUCACAAAGCAGAGGCCAAAGUGCUGGACACCAGUACACACCAGUAGUAAUAUGUACCACAAAACAUAUAGGAUAAAAAGAAUAUGACAAAAACAAAAAUUGGUGAAAAAACAAUCUUCAUAUAUUGUGAUAGUACCUCAUCAUCUUCAAACCUGGACUUUCCUUCUUUAAUACAAAUCUUUCGAGGAAAAUGUUUUUGCUUUGGGCCUUCUUGCACCAGUCCAGGAAACCUCAUAGUUAUGGCCCCAAUUCAAAUAGAGAAAACCCACAAAAUAGACCAGAGUGUUAUUACAUUAGUCCCAGCUGCAACAUUAGGCAACAGAGACAGCUGUGAACCUUAUUUCAAAGUUCAAGUCUUUCUCCUCCGAAGAGGAUGAGGAAAAUGAGAAAACCCCAGAGUUUAAGCACAUAUCGCCUUUAUUAGGCCUAGGUCUAUUAGUAUACAGUAAUAUUAGGUCUAUGGCUAAUAGUAUAGUAAUAGGUCUAAGUCUAGUCUUACUGGUUCUGCUUAUUUGAAGGAUGUACUUCCUGUUCAUACAUGUACGAGACACCUCCUGGUUUAAAACAUCUCCAGGAGCUUCAUAUGACAGUGAUGAUUUUGUUGCUCAGAGUUAUUAGUCACACUGGUGGCAGCCUGGAGCUCAAAACUAUAGCACAAAGAAGCCUCAGAGACUCUUUCUAUAUUGUCUAAACCAUAAACUCUGCACUGCUGAUAUGAUAAUCCUAUUUUUCCAGUUGGUGCUAAGAUGUCAGCGUGACUUUUUCUCUCACUUUUGCAUGAAUACAACGUCAGCAUCUCUGCAAACAGACUGUGGUGCUAUAUAUACUGACUGUGCCAAAAGAAACUAAUGGAAAAAUGAUGAUGUUAGUUCCUGCACUUUUUGGGCAUUCCUAGGGAUAGGAAGAGAUGACAAGGGCUUUGUGGAUAUGACACAAUCAGUGCGACGUUUACCUUGAUGUGUGACCAUUUGAACAACCUACAGUAUCAACACUAUCUCAUCAUGUGCUCAAAGUCACAAUGUAAACACAGCAUCCCACGUUAGUCCAGGUCCAAUCAGAAAAAAUAAAAUGAAAUUGAAUGCCGUCUGAGUUAUAGUUUAGGUUUAGUGUCAAAUCCUAUACUGCAGUACCACAACACAAAAAUGGUGAAAGGACUGUGAACGAUAAUGUAUCAUCUUUGCUAAUGUGAAAAGUGGUACAAAUAAGGUGCCUUUUCAUGGCUCAAAUAUUAAAAGUUAAAAUACUUCUUGUAGAUCUCAAUUUGAACAAAAAGAAUGACCAAAUGUAAAAUGAAACCAAAGCCAGUUACCACUGAUUGGACUUUUAAGUUUUAUCAUUUCUGCAGCGACUGCAAGGUUAACAGGUGUGUAUUGUGUAUUAUUUAACAAAUACCUCUGAAUCCAACUACUAAAGAAUUUUCCUGCCCCCACCCUCCCUUCUGCUUUGGUUCAUGUGAGCACUGCAUCAGUUUUAGUCCCAGCCCAAAUAUUCUUAUUGGUUAAGAUGUUACCAGCCAUUCCUGUCUUCUUUCUAUAUGAAUUUUAUCUUGUGUUACUUUGUGCUCCUGGUGGGCAGUCUACAAAAGCAUUAUAUUUACCUGGUAGUGGGGAUUGUUUAACUUGGGCUUGCUAACAGCAAAAAUCAUAGCAUUAACGUCUUAUGUUGCUGAUAGGAAAAGAAGACUUCAUGCCACUGUCUGACAUGAAACAGGUUUUAACUCCUAAAUGUAUUAUACACAUUUUUUUUAAAAAAGUGAGAGCCACACUCAGCACACAAAACAACAGAGGACCAGUAACAGUGACACAUUAUAGCCAUUAGGAGUGUAACUGCAAACUGUAACUAAAUCCCAGAGUAGCUAUAUUAAAAUAAGUUAAAUGUCAAGAAUGUCUUUGUCCCUAACAAUAACGGUGCUUAAGAAAAUGCUUCUGUUUAAAAGAUGGUAUAAAUACAUCUUGUUCUUUGCUUUACACUAUUUUAUCUAAUGAUACGUUUAACCUUUGACUGUAAAAAUAGGAAAUCCAAAGGUCAUCUGCCAAAACACACAGUUUGAAAAAAGAGAAGUCUGUGCUACAGCUCAAAAUAUCCAAAACCAAAUAACUCUGAAGACCCAAAGGUUCAAAGACAUCAAUAUACCCUCAGUGAACUGCAUGCAUGGAAAAUGUUUACUUUGCACAAUUCUUUGGUAUCAUUCAGCAAACACAUUCCAAUUCUCAUCUAAAGGCUUUGAUUUAUGUAAAAGCCUCUUAACUACUUAAACAGUGCAUUUACACUAUAGUUAUUACUCUAACUUUACUGACCUGUAAUUUCAUUUCUUAAGACUGUUCCAGUUUAGCUUUGAUGUUAUCUGUUCAUAUGUACAAAUUAUGAAGUAAAUGUCUGCAUGCAUUCAAAGAGACUUGGGUGGAAAUCUGUAUCUAGUCCCGACUAUUACUGUAUAUUCAAACCCAUGGGCUGAUUGACAACUGAAAUACAGCAUUUCAACCAAUGUCAAAGACAAAUACAUUGUAAAUGUUUACCGGAUGAAAAUGUAUACAUUGUAAUAAAUCCAUUAACACACAUUGGUAACUA